Chilo suppressalis (striped riceborer) is the source of this 1165-nucleotide messenger RNA. The record is from the annotation of a GenBank genome assembly. Lineage: Eukaryota; Metazoa; Arthropoda; Insecta; Lepidoptera; Crambidae.
CAACAAUCGUUUCUUUACAGUUUGAUAACACACACACAUAUGCUGCUUAUCGCAUAUGUUACAUUCGACUGACCUCCGCAUUCUACCGGCGCAUAAGUCAUUUCUGUCUAGACACAGAAUCAAAGUAUUUAAUAAAUAAUAACCAUGGUUUUAUGGACUCUAGUGUUGGUGACUACAGUGUUUGUGGGGUUAGUGAAGGUGUAUCAGAAACUGACAUGCGGAUUUUGCAAGUCCAGUGCUCAUAUGGUCGGAAAAGUGGUGAUAGUGACUGGCGGGAAUUGUGGUCUGGGCUUGGAAACGGCUAAAGAUUUGGCUAAUCGUGGUGCGCGUGUGAUUCUCGCAUGCAGAAGUGUGGCCAAAGCGAACGCGGCCGUCGAGAAAAUCACCAAAGAAACUGGCAACACCGACGUGCACUUCAGACAGCUGGAUCUAACUUCAUUGCGGUCUGUCAGAGAGUUCUGUGCGAAAAUAGUAAAAACGGAGAAACGCUUGGAUGUUCUAAUUAACAACGCCGGGGCCGGCGGCCUCGGCAAUCACGUGACGAGCGACGGCAUCCAUGUAGGAAUGCAAGUUAAUUAUUUCGCACCGUUUCUAUUAACAUGCUUGCUAGUUCCAUUGAUGAAAUCUUCAGCACCUUGCCGUAUCGUGAACGUGUCCUCGAUGAUCCACAAGUACGGUGAACUCGACUUCGAAAAUUUGAACAUGGAAAAGUAUUGGAGUGACUAUUUGGUGUAUGCGAACAGUAAACUGUUUCUUAAUUUGAUGACUUUAGAAUUGAGUGACAGGCUCAAAGGUACGGGAGUGACAGUUAAUGCGUUGCAUCCCGGCGUAUCUGCUACUAACAUAUUCAGGAAUAUCCCCAGUGACUUUCUACGUAAGAUCAUUGAAAAAGGUAUAUCUUUUAUGUUCAAGAGCCCCUGGGAAGCAUCACAGACGGCCAUAUAUCUAGCUGUCGCGCCGGAGCUGCGGGAAGUUACCGGGAAAUAUUUCGUCGACUGCUGGGAAUCGAAACCUUCAAAACUCUCGUUGGAUAAAGAACAAGCUAAGAGAUUAUGGGACGAAUCGGAAAGAUUAGUGAAAUAUUCUUUUUCAGACAGCUAGCAUACUGGGGUAAUCUCUACCGACCUAUUUUUGGUAGUCUGUUAGAUUUUUAUGUUGGGGUCCU